Messenger RNA from Ectocarpus siliculosus, 908 nucleotides. Lineage: Eukaryota; Phaeophyceae; Ectocarpales; Ectocarpaceae. The record is from the annotation of a GenBank genome assembly.
AUGGGCGGAUGUUGCAUCGAGGGGUCCAUGAAGUUGCGGGGAGGAGAUCGACUCUUACUGCUGUCGCAGGUGUCGCAGGACAUGCUCGGGGUGGGAGAGGGCGAGGCGGUGGAAGAGCAAGUGAGGCAUCUAGCGCAAGACCCCGAGAUUCGAAGAGUGAUCGAGCAGGCUAACAAGAAGGACGUGAUGGUGUACUGGCGAGCGGUGAUGGAGUUCAAGCGGAGGUGCCGCUACUUCGGCAUCCCGGUCCCCGACGACCCGUACCUGCUGGAUGGCUGACACGGACCAAGCACCAGUGCAUCAUCGUGCUCCGUGCCCCUGUCAUGUCGUGUUGUCUCUUGUUACAAUUUGGCGAUGCAAGUGUCACUGAAAAUCGUUGCGGGGUUAGUUAUCGUGCCUUCCCUUGAGAAGAGCCCAGGUUAGUUUUGCCGCAGGUGCUGCAUGAGAGAUCCUUGUCGGACGUUCACAUCUGACUAGCUGGCUCCUUUGGGAUCACGCGCGCCCCCCUGCCGACCCGUGUAUCCGGCCUAUUAAUAGAGUAUCUAUCUAACGAUUAUUUUAUUCUUUUUUGUGAUUGUUCGUGUGUCGGUUGGGGAUAUCUUUAUCCCGUGCCAUGUCAUUUAUGUCAUGUCUCGUGUGCUCCUCCAUGUUGGUAGUAGUAUGGUUGGCGGGUGUUCCUAUGUUGGCGUUGUUGUUGCUGCUGUCGUUGUUGUGUUCCGUAUGCACCAGACUACUGUAGGCAGCUUGCUACAGGACAUGUAGUUUCCUUUUUUUCAGUCUUCGGUACCCUAUGCGGCAGGUGAAAUCUCUUGGCAAAGAUGGAAUAAUUUAGUCAAGUUGUGUGCUUUGUAAUGGGGUUUGUAAUGGGAGGGUCCCGCAAGGUGCGGGUGAAUCAACCUGGUACAUAC